Molecule: messenger RNA, 1716 nt
Organism: Paralichthys olivaceus (Japanese flounder)
Lineage: Eukaryota; Metazoa; Chordata; Actinopteri; Pleuronectiformes; Paralichthyidae
Source: RefSeq, a predicted model, not a curated record
CGUCCCACAGCCGGAGCCUGGCACCGAGAACACGGCGAGGAGCCCUGCGGAAGAAAAGCCAGCAGCGGGUGAACACGACGGGGAGUGGUCCGUCCUGAGCUAACAUUAGCUUUAGCCGCGUAAUCAGUCGAGGGUGUCUGUGGCUCCUACCUAACACGAGUGACGUCGACAACAUGUCGUCAGGGUCAGAGCCACCCUGCGCACAGUGGAAGCGAGGAAAGCAACUGGUCCAGAUGGCGUCCCGGGACGAGUAAUCAAGGCCUGUGCAGACCAGCUGACAGAGGUAUUCACCAAAAUCUCCAACCUUUCACUUCAGCUGUCUGUUGUUCCCUCCUGCCUUAAAACAGCCACCAUCGUCCCGGUACCCAAGAAAAGCACAGUGAACUGCUUGAACGAUUACCGCCCGGUUGCUCUCACUCCCAUCAUAACCAAGUGUUUCGAAAGACUCAUCACCCCCCUCAUGAGGUCUGCCUUCCCUGCUGGCCUCGACCAACACCAGUAUACUUACAGAGCAAACAGGUCGGCGGAGGAUGCUGUCACGAUGGCUCUCCACGCUCACUCACCUGGAUCACAGCAACACCUACGUGAGGCUGCUGUUCUUCAGUUCAGCUUUCAACACAGUCGUCCCUCAUAAACUGAUCCCAAAACUAAGCAACCUGGGCUCAGGUGGUUCACUGUGCACAUGGAUAAUGGACUUCCUCAGCAACAGACCUCAGCGUGUCAGGAUGGGAGAACACUCUUCCUCCACUCUCAUCCUGAACACAGGAACCCCACAGGGUUGUGUCCUCAGCCCCCUCCUCUUCUCCCUCUUCACCCACGACUGCUACCCCAUCCACCCCGCAACACCAUCGUCAAGUUUGCCGACAACACCACCAUCGUAGGACUGAUAAAUAACAACGAUGAGUCAGCCUACAGAGAGGAAGUCAAACGCCUGACAGACUGGUGCUCCCACAAUAACCUGGACCUACACACAAACAAAACAAAAGAAAUGUUUGUGGAUUUUAGGAAGAGAGCUGUGCUCCCCACCCUCUCCAUUGAUGGACAGGAGGUUGAGAGGGUGGAGAGCUUCAAAUUCCUUGGAGUCUACAUCACAGCUGACCUCACCUGGUCUGUCCACACCUCUAAUCAGGUGGGGAAGGCUCAUCAACACCUUUACUUCCUCAGGAAGCUGAAGCAAGCUCACCUACCUGGUCAACUUCUACAGGGCCACCAUAGAGUCCAUCCUGACCUACUGCUGUGCAGUGUGGUUUGCCAGCUGCACUGUCAAGGACAGGUGGGAGCUGCAAAGGGUGGUGAGGGCAGCUUAGAGAAUCAUCGGGACCACACUGCCCCCCCUCAGAGACAUCUACACUGGCCGACUCCAUAAGAAGGCCAGUAACAUUAGCAUAGAUCCCACACACCCGGGACAUGCCCUAUUGACACCCCCCUCCCCUCUGGUUAGAGAUACCGCUAUCUCAAAGCCAGAACCACAAGACCGUUAAACGGCUCCUACCCAUGGACUGUAAACAUCACACACACACAUGCACACGCACGCACACACACACAGUCUACCCAAGGAGAAAACAUUCACUGUGAAUUUUUUUCUGAAGCUAUAAUUUUUGCACGAAAUCAUUAUGCACUAAUAAUCAGGUUGACUGUCCUACUGUACAAAUUGCACUGUUAUUACGCUGUUACACUGUACUAUGUUUAUUCUCUUUAGCUGUGUUUUUUAUUAAA